This is a messenger RNA of Lasiosphaeria miniovina, 1632 nucleotides long. RefSeq names its product general substrate transporter. Gene Ontology annotation, cellular component: plasma membrane. The transcript has 2 exons. Bases 1 to 1632 code for a protein of 543 amino acids. The record is from RefSeq and is a predicted model, not a curated record. Gene Ontology annotation, molecular function: carbohydrate:proton symporter activity. Gene Ontology annotation, biological process: transmembrane transport; carbohydrate transport. NCBI's taxonomy places the organism in Eukaryota, Fungi, Ascomycota, Sordariomycetes, Sordariales, Lasiosphaeriaceae.
AUGUCGUUCCUCAAACGCCACCGCUCCGGCGAGACGCGGGCAGAGCACUCGCAGUCCCCCAAGAGAGAGACGUCAACCGUCGCACCUCUUAUCGAUGCCGGCAAGAUCACGAUGCUGGCGUGUUUCCUUGGAACUGUCGCCAGCAUUGGUGGCUUCAUGUUUGGCUAUGUCAGUGGUCAAAUAUCGGGCUUCUUCGACAUGAGAGACUUUGGAGACCGCUUCGGAACAUACAACCCUGCCACCGACGCCUACGACUUCAGCGCUGCUCGCCAGGGUGCCAUCGUAGGUCUCCUCCCCGCCGGAUGUCUCGUUGGCUCCUUGAUCGCGGGCAAGAUUGCCGACUCGUUGGGCCGUCGCAUGGGCAUCUCGGUCUCGGCCCUCUUCAACCUUAUUGGCACAAUCAUUGAAAUCUCGUCCGAGAGAUCGUGGGCUCAGUUCGCUAUUGGCCGCCUUGUCACGGGCUUUGCCAUUGGGUCGCUCUCUGUUCUGGUGCCCAUGUACCAGUCUGAGUCGAGCCCGACCCGCAUCCGCGCCGUGCUUAUUUCCAUGUACCAGCUUUUUAUUACGCUUGGCAUCUGGACUGCCGAGAUGGUCAACUACGGCACCCAUACCAUGGACACGUCUGCCUCCUGGCGUAUCCCCAGCGGCCUUGGCUUCCUGUGGGCUCUUUUUCUCGGCGGCGGCAUCCUCUUCCUCCCCGAGUCGCCCCGCUACGCCUAUCGCAUGGGUCGUGAGGACGAGGCUCGCCGCACAAUUGCGCGUCUUGCUGGUCUCGCCAACGAUGCCCCCGCCGUCAACUUCCAGAUCAACGAGAUCCGCGAGAAGCUGGACGAGGAGAGAGCCGGUGCCGAGACUAAGUGGUAUGAGAUCUUCACUGGUCCUCGCAUGCUGUACCGCACUCUGCUCGGCAUCACCCUGCAGGCCGGACAGCAGCUUACCGGAGCCAACUUCUUCUUCUACUACGGCACCACCAUCUUCAAGGCCACUGGUCUCAGCGACAGCUACGUGACGCAAAUCAUCCUUGGCUCGGUCAAUGUGGGAUGCACCGUUGCCGGUCUCUACGUCGUGCGUAAGUUCAGCCGAAGAAACUCUCUCAUGGCUGGCGCCGCCUGGAUGAUGAUGUGCUUCCUCGUCUAUUCCUUCGUCGGUCGCUUCGUCCUCAACCCCACCAACCCGCAGUUGACACCCCAGGCUGGUAACGUCCUCAUUGUUUUCUCGUGCUUCUUCAUCGUCGCCUUUGCGACCACUUGGGGCCCCCUCGUUUGGACGGUUGUAGCCGAGCUCUAUCCCGCGAGAUAUCGCGCUCCGGCCAUGGCCGUCGCCACCGCGAGCAAUUGGCUGUGGAACUUUUUGAUGAGCUUCUUUACGCGCUUCAUCACGGACGCUAUCGGCUACCUCUACGGUCUUGUCUUUGCCGGCUGCUGCUUUGGCCUCAUUCUGAUUGUUUUCUUCUUCAUGAUUGAGAGCAAGGACCGGAGUUUGGAGGAGGUGGACACGAUGUACCUGUUGAAGGUCAACCCAAUCACGAGCCAUAAGUGGAAUGCCAACAACGCGCCAGGCAAGCCUGACACUGGUGCCGAGUCCGAUGCGACUGUGCACGAUGUGCACGACGAUAAGGCCGUGGCGGUCUAA